AUGGUGACUGAGCCGUUUGGACCGAGUCUUGAAGAUCUCUUCAGGUUUUGUUCAAGGAAAUUUAGUCUUGAGACAAUAAUUGCCUUUCACAUAUCAUACUUCACUUGCAGAAAUGGGCUGUCAGACAUGGAGCUGAAGGACAUUUUAUCCCUUGAUGAUGAAGUUCUCUCGAAGAUUCACCGCUGUCGCCUUCCUUCAAGUAAAACUGUCCUGUGCCUUCCUCCUCUCCACUGGUCACAGCUCCGCAGUGUCAUGAGAGAGUGCCUGGCAGAACAGAAGGCAGAUGGCCUCACCCUUCUUUGCUCUGCACACGGGUCAGGAAAAAAACCAGCUCAAGAUAGGUUCCAGUGUAUCUUUUCCCUUCCCAAGCAGUCUGUUGAAAUGAUGCAGAAUCAUUAUCUAUCAAAACAAGAUCAAAUCAAGAGGCAUUUUCUCCUAGCAGAUUUAUUCAAGGGGACUUGGAGCUGUGCAAUGAAGAAACCUCUUAUGUCACCACACUUUAGCAGGACCUUGAACGCUGACAGGAAGGUGAGGAAUAUCAGCAGGCAUUUCCAUACCUGUAAGCUCUGGACCAGGGCUCUGUGUCUCCACACUGCUUGUCGGGGACUGAAACCAGAAGACAAUGGAAAUAAUAGUGGAGCCCCUCAGCCACUCUGGUUCUCUGAUACUGUUGCAAAUCACAAGUUCAGUGAAUUGCUAUUUCAUUUACUGAAUGCUGGAUGAACUGAGGAGCUAAAUCGGGAUGUGCUGGGGAAUAUGAACUGGAACUGUAAAAUGAUUGCCUCUGGAAUAGAGAGUGGUGUUGAUUUUACCAUGUCUUUUGUCUCUGCCAUCUUAGGAGCAAGAGUAAUAUACACAGAAUUGUUGGCCAGGCUUCUUUUUUUCAUGCCUUCUUACACAGAGGUAAUCGGGGACCUGUGUCAGCAGUGUCUAAGCUGGUGCAGCGUCUGUCCCUAUCCUGUUCUCAUGCCACUACGUGGCUUUCUCCAGCCACCCAGUAGGCCCCUACACAUGAUGCUCACCAGAUUCCUCAAAGGUAGGGAUUAUUUUGCCUGUAAGCUUUACACAAAGGCAGGAGAAAGGUCCAUUUGCCUUUGUGUUCAGUCAUGCACCAAAUAUGGGGUUCAGACACUUAUAGAGGGGUUCCACCUGGGGAAACACAGCAUAUUAACAAUCUCCAAAUGGUUCCUUUUUGUCUGUGGUAUCAAGAAUAGCCUCUCUUCUCUGUGUAUCACGGCAGGUGUCACAGUGAUGGCACUUAGUUCUGAUUACCAGCUGCUUGUGGCAGGUUCCCAGGAUAGCUCAAUGCUCAUCUGGAAUAUGGACAUUUUUGAGAUGCUGCACACCCUUCCUGGACAUUCCGCUGAGGUGAGGUGUGUGAAAGUGUUUGGAAAAGGAACUGAUCACCGUCUGCACAUCUGGAAUCUGAUUUCUGGCAGAGCAAGGUUUAUUAUCCAGAAUAAUAAACGCGUACUGAAGAACAGCCCUCACGACCUUCACGUGAAUGAGGGGCACAUGAUUGUAUAUUCUUCCUCAAAUACAAAGGUCAGUGCUUGGCACCUGGAGACAGCAGAACCCAUCUUCCAGAUUUCUGGAGAGGCACCAGAUGCAUGGAUGUGUUUUGCAGUAUUCAGCCCAAGGCUGGUUAUGAUGACUGUGUCUGAAGGAGGAAUGCUGAGUCUGUGGAACAGCAACACUGGCAACCUGAGAUCCAAAUAUCAGCUCGCAGGGCUACAGGAAAAAACACCAAUGUGCAGCGUCCUGAUCCAGAAGCAAGGGAAGAUGAUAGUGGGAUUUACUGGGGGUCUCUAUCCAUGGCACAUGUCUAUCUGUUCGACUUGCUUAAUCCCUUCUGAUGGAAACAGUCUGCUAGAGAAGCUUCCUGGAAGGGUUUGCUUUGUGAUAACAUCAGAAGGUAAGUCCAUUAUUGCUGCAGGCUUUGAGAAGUAUGUGCAAGUGUACCUGGCAGACCCAAAGGGAUUCCACAGGUUCCUGGCACCAAAUCUGGAACAUGAAGGAGCACUUCAUAUGGCUGUUAUCUCUGCUGGCAACAGCGUUAUUGUUACUGGUUCUCAGGCUCCAUCUAUCCAGGGAGGGAAGGAGGAAGGCUGGGCAACUUGCCAAUCAGAAAGAUCUCUUUCAAAUCCAGCUUACAGAAUGUCAGGAGCCAGAUGGAAUAUGCAACAUCUAGAGCACCAUCUCUUGCCAAAGAAAGAGGUGAACAGCCAGCACAGAAAAAGCAGCUCAGGCACUGAUGAUUCCUCCCCCCCCACCCCCAGCAACUUUUCCCAGGUGUGGAGUUUAUCAGACUGGGAGUUGCUGACGGAUAUGCUGGAUGGCAUGGGAGCACCAGUAACACUCUUAGACCUGUGUGACUGCACUUUGGUUUCUGCCUCCCACCAUGCACCAUAUGUAGGAGUGUGGAACCUCACAAUCAUCAGCAGAAAACCUUGGUGCCUGUCCUAAAUACCAGCGCACUGGGGUAACUAUGUCUAUUUUACCCAGCCUGAAGACACACAUAAAGUCAUCAUCUGGAACACCACAGAAGGUCAAGUGUGUGACACACUGGACAGCUCUGCCCAAGUGAGAUGCCUGGAAAUAGCUGAGCAAAACCAGCUCUUUUUCACAGGACUUGUGUCUGGAACAGUCCUUAUCUUUCCACUGAACUCCAGGCAGGAUGUAGCAUGCAUCCCACCUCCAGAGUCACAGAAACCAGUCAACAGCAUGGCUAUCAACAAGCAGGAAAUGCAGCUUGCCAUAGCAUAUGAUAAUGAUAAUUUAGUCCUCCUGCUGGAUAUUAGCCCUGCAGAUCCAUGCCCAGUGAUUGACAGGCCCACCUACACCUUUAAAACUCAUAUCCCUGCCACUCUGAUUUCCAUAGUGGCUGUCCUUGCAGAUUACAGCGUCCUCUAUGGCAUGACUAGCAGGGACGUAUUCCUUUAUGACUGCCCUUGGGCCCAAGUGUUUCCUUUGGAAGGUCACAGAAGCCAGAUCUCCUGUUUGGAAAGCAGCCACGGAGAGCAGCAGGCACUCAGUGGCUCUGAAGAUUCCCUGCGGUGUCUCUGGGACUUGGAGUUCUGUCAGCGGGAACACAAGAUGUGCUAUCAUAAGCCCACAUCUCUUCUGAAAGGCAUUUGCUGUGCAUGCUUCUCAAAAGACGGCAAGUACUUGGACACUGGAUUGCUGGAUCAGUCCAUUACACGCUGGGAUGUUCCAAUGUUUCGCUGUCCCAAGACCACCCUUCCUCGGCAUAACCCACUCCAGAACACCAUGGCAACGUGUACAGUAAAAUCCAGAAAGAAUGAGAGGGAAAACUCAAGCAACAAUACAGCCGAGAAAAUUCUUCUGGGAGCCUGCUUCCCACCAGCAAGCCCUCUCAGAGCUGUUCAGUGGUGUAAAAAGCAAAGAUUAAUAGGAUAAACCAGCCUAAACACGCAGGAUUGAGCCUAUGGGUUUCUCUUUCUAGUCUUUUGCAUCAGUGUCUUAGAAUUACAAUAUUAAACAUCGUUGAAACUCCCUUGUUGUGGUUAUUGAGCCUAUUGACACCUCGGUGCAGUACUGCUGCUGUGGCAAACCGAACGAUCACCUCCUGAGGUAAUUAAGAAAAAAAACCCCGCAAACAAACAAAGAAACCAACGGCAGCCCUGGAGCCCCGCGUUACACCCGGCCGGCACUAGAGCUCUGCGGGCCGUCGGUCGCAACCCAGCCGGGGGUUCGGCCUUCCCGCCAGACCCACCGGGGCCCAGCCCGCCGCUGCCUCCUUCGGGGCUCAGCUCCAGCCCCGGCGCCACGCCCCCGGACCCCCACCCCCCCAGCCUCCGGUGCUGCCCUCCCUCCCUCAGGCCGCUCACAGGGGCCGCCCCAUCUCCCGCGGCCGCCUCAGCGCGGUUCCCGCCGCGGCGGGUACACGGACCGGAAGCAGCGCGCGCUACCGGCGCGCUGCCGGGUGGCAUCGACGGCG
Messenger RNA from Falco peregrinus (peregrine falcon), 3961 nucleotides. RefSeq names its product NACHT and WD repeat domain containing 1 (gene NWD1). Gene Ontology annotation, molecular function: protein binding. The record is from RefSeq and is a predicted model, not a curated record. Lineage: Eukaryota; Metazoa; Chordata; Aves; Falconiformes; Falconidae.